UUGAGUUGUUGCAUUGAACAGGUACUAUAAACUAAUCGAAAAACACCAAAAUGAAGGCUAUCGUAUUUAUGUUUUGCGUCUUUAUAGCCAUUUAUGCUUACGCAGUUCCGAUAAAGCGACCUGCAGCAUAUUAUAACAGCAUAGAAAGCUGUCUCAAAAAUAUAAUGUUAAACAAAACUGUAAUUCCCAUUACGAAACUUAACUUUUCUCAAAUUCUCCCGAAAAAUAAAUACGAUGACGUGGUCAAUGCUAACAUUUGCGCAUUAAAGAAAGAUGGUAUAAUCACUCCAGAAGGCACACUGUCUAAAAGUAGUCUAGAUCAAUAUUGCGCAAAAGUUCUUUUGAAUGAUGAGAAGAUACUAAAAUGUCAAAAGAUCGUCAAAGAUUGCACUGAUUUAGUAUGUGGUGGUCCAGGAUGUACUUCUGAGAUGAUAAAACCAGCUGUAGAGUGUGGAAUAAACAGUAAUAUAUUAUCGCUUCUCGACUUUUCAAUACAAUUAUAGAUACAGAAUGAAGUAUAUUAAAGGAAACUGUAUAAGUAGCAUUUAGUAAAAGUAUUUAGUAUUAAAAGUGUUGAGUAAUAUAGUUGAUAUUUAAAAUUGGUAUAGUAAACUUGAC
Pseudomyrmex gracilis is the source of this 618-nucleotide messenger RNA. RefSeq lists its product as uncharacterized. The record is from RefSeq and is a predicted model, not a curated record. The coding region runs from base 51 to 503 and encodes 150 amino acids. The transcript has 5 exons. NCBI's taxonomy places the organism in Eukaryota, Metazoa, Arthropoda, Insecta, Hymenoptera, Formicidae.